Messenger RNA from Capronia epimyces CBS 606.96, 1983 nucleotides. RefSeq lists its product as uncharacterized. Lineage: Eukaryota; Fungi; Ascomycota; Eurotiomycetes; Chaetothyriales; Herpotrichiellaceae. The record is from RefSeq and is a predicted model, not a curated record. The transcript has 5 exons. The coding region runs from base 1 to 1983 and encodes 660 amino acids.
AUGUCUGUCGAAGCCCCCAAGUCCGUCGAGGAGACUCCUGUCGCCGAGACCUCCAAGCCUCUCCCUGAACAGCCUGAAGCCUUAACUGCUCCCGUGGAGACAUCGGCUGCCCCCACUGAGACGACCGAAGCUGCUCUGGCAGCAGAUGCUACUACCACGGAAGAGCCUGUCGCCCCAGCCACGGAGGAGGUGAAGAAGGAUGAAACGCCCGCAGCGCCUGUCCCUGCUUCAGAGGGUGUCUUGGGAUACAAAGAACCCACCCUGUUCAAGAAGUUUUUCUUCACCAAGCACUACUUCUGGUUUUCUGAAGAGCCAUCGACACCAGAGUCUUUGGCCACUUUCCUGCGCUCAGAGAAGGCUGAUGCAAAGCAUUCAACAGCCGCAUGGGCUCGCGAAACCGGCAAAGGGCUGCUGUUUUUCGCCAAACGCGUCGAAGACAAGGCGACUCCGGUUGGGAUCAUCAACCUUGCCGAUGCUUCCAGUGUCACCAAGGAAGGUUACAACCUCUUCAGUUUCAAGGCUGGCAGCCACCAGCACCGUUUCGAGGCCACCAAGGCUGACGAGCGCGCGAGCUGGAUCGUUGCAAUCGAGAAGGCUAUUGAAGAGGCCAAGGGUCUGAAAGAGGAGAUUAUCGGACGUGAGAGCUACAAGAAGAACGUUGAAGAAUAUUCCAAACCUCCCGUUAUUGCUCCAGCCGCCGCGGCCAAAACUCCGCGCUCGAAGUCCAAGGAACCCAAGAAGUCCCUCGAGGUCAACGCUGCCGCCACUGCUGCAGCUGCUACCACCCCGGCCGCCGACAACUCCAGCACCUCUGCCAAUAGCGCUGAAGAAACCCCCAAGGCCAAGAAAGAGCGCUCUCAGUCGCGCAAACGUGGCAGCAUCUUUGGAACUCUGCUUGGCAAGAAGGAGGAGCUGGCCGAGAAGAAAGAAGAAAAGGCCGAAGCCAAAAAAGAAGUAAAGGAAGAGCAAGAGACCGAGGCGGAGGAGAAGAAAGAGGAAGCCAAGGCAGACGAAGAACCUAGCAAGGCUGUCGAAGCUGCCGAGGCUUCUGCUGUCGCCGCUGCUGCCGCUCCAGUUGCUGCUGUCGCCACCGACAAGAAAGAGGACAAGGAGGAGGAAGCGCCAACUGACAAGAAGGCCAAGCGAGGUUCUGUCUUUGGCAACUUCUUCAAGCACCGUGUGACCAGCCCAACCUCUGAAAAGACCGAGAAUGAAGCGACUACAAGCUCGGAUGUCCCCCCUGUGUCGGAAACGGCGCCCAAGCUCGAAGAGCCAAUCGAGAACAAGCCAAUCAACACCGCCGACGUGACUGCUCCAGUGGAUGCCGAGACGUCUGCUGCUCCAGCUGAAGAGCCUGCAAAGGAUGCGACUCCCGUUGCCGCCGAAGCCUCCAGCACCCCCAAGACAGAAAAGAAGGGUGGUUUCAUUGGUUUCAUCAAGAAGACCGAAGCCAAGUUGGAGGGCAAGAAAGAACACAAGGAGGAGGCCAAAGAAGAGACCGCCGCUGAAGAGAUUGCCAAAGACCCUGUUGCGGCCGCCAGCACCCAACCCACCGAAACGGCCGUUACCGAUUCCGCAGCCGAGACCAAGGAAGAGCGUCCUGCACGUGACAACAAACGCCGGACGUCGCUGUUCUUCAACAAGAAGAGAACCGAGGCCACCGAUGGCGAAGAUGCUACCGCCGAACAAAAGCGCGAGAAGUCUCCAUUGCCAGGCAAGUUGAUCGGCAACCUCGUCCGCCGCGCUAGUAAAGCGGUGAAGUCGGAGGGGCCAAAGGACAAGCCUGCGGAACCUGUCACCGAAACUGCCACCACUGCCCCCAGCGCUCAUGAAGCGACUACGGUCUCGGAGACUCCUGCGCCCGUCGCAGAGGCGUCUGAGCCUAGCCAAAUCACUGGUGACGUUGUCCCGGAAGACCUUGUCUCCAAGCCCGAACCUGCGACCACUAGCAGCACUGCUCCAGAAGUCAAGGCCAGCGCUUGA